Molecule: messenger RNA, 1338 nt
Organism: Strongylocentrotus purpuratus (purple sea urchin)
Lineage: Eukaryota; Metazoa; Echinodermata; Echinoidea; Camarodonta; Strongylocentrotidae
Exons: 1
Coding region: 1-1338 (445 amino acids)
Biological process (GO): DNA integration
Molecular function (GO): nucleic acid binding
Source: RefSeq, a predicted model, not a curated record
AUGAGACUGAAGGCGCAUUUGAGAAGGCGAUGUCGAGAGCGAGGUCUGAGCAAGUCAUCCACCACUGGAAAGACUUCAUUCCAUGGUGAGCUACAGAAGCUUACUACAAAGGAACUCAACAAAGCACAAUGUGAAAUCCUGAAGACCGUACAGAGAGAUGCAUUCAGUAAUGAACUGACAGCUAUACAGAACCAGUCUGGUAAAGGUAGUGAGAUGAAUGCAAACAAGAGACACAGGCGUAAGCAGCAAGGGUAUAGUCGCUUUCAUCGUCUUGACCCUUUCAUCGACGCUGAUGGGAUACUGAGAGUAGGUGGACGCCUGAGUUGUGCUGAAGGUUCCUAUGAAAGUAAGCAUCCAGCUAUUAUACCUCAGGACCACCAUAUUACAGAGUUGAUAAUACGACAUUGUCACAUUCAGACAGCUCACCAGGGACGAGGUAUGACCAUCAACCAACUGAGGUCCAGCGGCUUCUGGGUCUUAUCUGGGAGCUCAACAGUCUCUAGACUCAUAAGGAAGUGUGUCACAUGUCGUAGGCUACGUGGCGAAUCUCAAUGGCAGAAGAUGUCAAACCUGCCUAAGGACAGAGUUGAGCCUACACCACCCUUCACAUACAGCUGUAUGGACGUGUUUGGUCCAUGGGUAAUCAAAGAAGGCCGAAAGGAACUGAAAAGGUACGGCCUCCUCUUCAGUUGUAUGGCUUCUAGGGCUGUGCACAUUGAGACACUAAAUUCGAUGACAACCGACUCUUUCAUCAACGCUCUUCGACGAUUCCUAUCCAUUAGAGGUCCUGUGCGCCAGCUUCGUUCAGAUAGAGGCACUAACUUCAUCGGGGCUGAAGCUGAGCUAAGAGAAGGUAGUAAUACACACCAGGACAAGAUUCAGGAAUUUCUUCUGAGGAACGACUGUGAUUAUAUUCACUUCAAAUUCAAUGUCCCUUCGGCUAGUCACAUGGGAGGUGUAUGGGAAAGACAAAUACGCAGUAUACGUCGUGUGCUAGAAACAUUGCUGUAUGAAGCUGGACAGCAGCUUGAUGAUGAGUCCCUGCGCACCCUCAUGAACGAAGCAGCAGCUAUCGUAAAUAGCAGACCUCUGACUGUCGACAAUUUGAAUGACCCUACACAUCCUGAGCCCCUGACACCGAAUCAUCUUCUGACGAUGAAAACCAACGUGCUGUUGCCGCCUCCAGGACACUUCCAACGAGAGGACUUGUACUCUAGGAAAGAUGGAGGAGAGUUCAGCAUCUCGCUAACGAAUUCUGGAAGCGUUGGAAGCGAGAGUUUCUCCAGAGUCUUCAAUCACGUCAGAAAUGGACUUGCCCACAGCGUGAAGCCCGUAUAG